AAACCCUCCAAAACCCUAUCUCGCUCACCGAUCUAUCCCUGGCCGAAAUCCUUCUUCCCCAAAUUCCCUCGCCAUGACGCUGCUCGAUUCCAUCUCCCUGGCCGCGGCGGAGGCCGAAGCCGGCGGGAAUCUCUCCUCCCCCUCGAAGUUUCCCAUCGUCCUCAACGCCGAUGACAUCUUCCCCCAGUUGAAACCCGAUUCCGAAGCCCCCGACGGCGCCUCCUUUGUCAAGCGCGUCUCCGGGUGGAAGAUCUCCGAAACCGAUGCCGAGAUCGCCGAAUUAGCCGCCGGUUUCGCCAAAACUCUCAGGCGCAAACUCAAGAAAACCGGAUCCCUCGAUCAAAGCAAGUUCUUGGGGCUCCUGAACUCGUUCCUAAGGAACAACGCCGAAAAGAUCCGCCUUUCCCUCGGUUCCGAUCCAUCAGACGCGUCUGGUCCCGACUUCACACGCGCGGCGAUCGAAAAGUUGGGGUUCUUGAUCGGCCGCGAGGUCGCCGCGUUGAUCGCGGAGGGCUGCGUUGUUCUUGAGCUGUGGGAAGUGCUUGAGAGCCUAAUUCUCCAGGGCCUCGUUGGGCAUCUCAACUCCAUAAAUCUCGUAGAGAAGCUUGUGGAGAAGAGCCAAUCGGGGUUGCUUUGUCUUUUCGUCAAGCAUGCUCCGGACCUUCGAUCCUCGGAGCUUCUCUCUGUGCUUAAAUACUUCUUAUCCCCUAAAGAGGAUUGUUAUGGCAGCAUGAUUGGGGUUCGGAAACAGUGGGAAAAACAAGGUCUUCUAGCCAUCGAGAAGGCCGUCCAGAAGGGUAUACCUAAGAAGGUAUCAAAUGUAGCUAAGGAAGCUUCAAUUCUUCUAAUGAUGGCUUAUGAUGGUUUCUCGUCAUCGGAGCUUUGUCUCCAUUAUGUGUUUGGAUCGUCAAAUUUAGAUGGGCUCAUGCUGUCUUCGGCAAUUUCGAAACUUGACGGGUCGGAGGUGCUGGGUUUGAUUCGGUACUUUGUGAAGUGGUUGGAGAAGUACCAGAGGUUCCCGGAAGCACGGCCUUGCCCCUCAGCUGGGUCGGUGUUGGGACUGAAGGCAUGUGAGAGUGUUCCUUCGAUGGAAUCAGUUCUCAGAGGAUUGGGGUUGGUUUUGGAUGAGCAUUUCUCGUAUUUGGUGUUGAAUUCGGAGUUCCAUGAUGAGAUGAGAGCGGCGGGGAAAGUUAUCAAUUCUUUGGCUUCAGAAGCUGACUCGUGUUUUCUGGUGGAUGAUAUAAUCAAGUAUUUGCAGUUAGAAGUGAGAAGGAAUGAAGAUUUGUAGGAUGAGCUCCUUCUGUGUUAGCAGAUGUCUGAGGGAUAACAUGCUGGCAACAAAUAAAAAUGUAAUUAUUUAGAGAUAACAUAAGUUACAAGGGUUACCUUGAUGAGUGGGAAGCUGAUCCAUGUCUGAAAUGCAUUCUGAUGGAGAGCAGCUGAACUGUGCCUUUUUUAGCUCCUUAAUCGUCAUUAGAAGUUAAUCUGUCAUACCAUCUUUGUCAAGAAUAAACAAUGAUAGUUUGUCAAAUCUUAUACUCAAAUUUUUCAUUGUUGGUGUAGAUUAUCUCUACAGCUUUUGCUUGUCUGGUUUUUCCUUGAAGAGAUUUAUUUUGCUCUGCUUUUGUCUAUCAACUCGUGUAAUAUUAUCGGCUACUCAAAAAUCAAAAUGACUUUCCCAUCUCUUAAUGAUUUUCUAGUUUCUAAUGA
Molecule: messenger RNA, 1710 nt
Organism: Phoenix dactylifera (date palm)
Lineage: Eukaryota; Viridiplantae; Streptophyta; Magnoliopsida; Arecales; Arecaceae
Source: RefSeq, a predicted model, not a curated record